CUAAAUAAAAAAGCAUAACGUAUGAUGCAUACAGUUAGUAGCGCUCCGUCGCUGUUAGAAGCUGGAGUAUGUUAGUGCUGGCAAUACUCUGCUGUGUGCUGGCCGCAAAUGCGAGCCAGGAUGGGGAAGCGAAACAAAGUCCAGUCGCACGCAGUCCAUCAGGGGAAUUCCUCGGCAUUUACAACGUGACGCGGCGCGGGCGACGCUACGAGGCGUACCGGGGUAUUAAAUAUGCUGAACCACCAGUUGGAGACCUUCGCUUCCAGCCGCCAGUACCAAUACUAAAGUACGAGGUGCCAGUGGAUGCCACUAAGAACGGACCAGCGUGCCCUCAACCCUCCAGCCCUGGCUACUUUGUGGAUGAAGACUGUCUUACCAUCAAUGUAUAUACUCCGACUGAGCAAGAAAGAAAGAAACCCCUCCCAGUGAUCUUCUUUAUACAUCCGGGAGGUUUCUACUCCAUGACGGGUCGCAGCGAUCUGUUUGCACCUGACUAUCUACUGGAUAGAGAUGUCGUCGUGGUCACUAUUAAUUAUAGGCUCGCUACUUUAGGAUUUCUUAGCACUGGCGAUAAGCUGGCACCCGGUAACAAUGGUCUCAAAGACCAAGUGGCUGCCUUGAAGUGGGUCCAGCGGAACAUAGCAGCGUUUGGGGGAAACCCACAGCUGGUUACAAUCGCUGGUUGUAGCUCUGGUUCUACUAGUGUUAUGCUACAUAUGAUAUCGCCUAUGUCUAAAGGUCUCUUCCACCGAGCCAUAUCAUUAAGCGGCUCUCCAGUCCGCAAAGUACGCAGUCCCACACAUUUGUACCCGCUGGCGGUACGGCAGGCAGAGCUGGUGGGCUGCCCCAGAAAUUCAUCCGGUGAUAUCGUCAAUUGUCUAAGGACUGUGCCAUGGAAGGAUCUGGGGCUCUCGUUGAAUAGAUUCUAUGAGUUCGGUUACGAUCCGCUAACCCUGUGGACUCCAGUGGUAGAAGCAGACUACGGCCAGGAGCGGUUUCUGCCCAUCGACCCAAUUGACGCCAUCCGCGAGGGCAGGAUGCAUCCCGUGCCUUACAUCAUCAGUAGAACGAAGGAUGAAUUCUUCUGGAAGGCUUUUACUAUUCUAAGGAACGAAACACUUUUGAGACGUAUGAACGAGAAUUGGGAAGACAUAGCUCCAAUAUCAUUUCUGUUACCACGAGAUAACUCGUCCAAUGCAACGCGGAGAUUGAGGCAUGAAUACUGUCUCGAUGACAUGAGGAAUGAUUCCGAUACAGCACACAACCUCGGCAGACUUUAUCUAGAUUCUAUAGAAAGUUUCCCCAUUUACAGAUUAACAAAAUUAAUGAGCAUCCAUUCGACUGCGCCCGUGUGGAGCUGUCUGUUCACUUAUAUCGGCAAUAACAGCUUCUACCAGGACCCUCGUUCUAAGAAACCUGUCGGUAGUGCACACCACGACGAUUUAUUAUACCUGUUCUACGUCGCGUACCGGUUCCCGCGGAUCGGGUUACAGGGCCCGGAUGCUGAUAUGGUGGAGAAGAUGCUCGGUAUUUGGUACAACUUCGCGAGAUACGGGGACCCCAACGACCGCGGAGACACGCCAGAGUUGUACAUACACUGGCCACCAACCUCCCCCAUUGAAAGACCCUAUCUACGUAUAGACAAACAACUCUCAAUACAUAAGAACCUCUUUGGCGAAUCUGCCGGCUUGUGGGAGGAACUUUAUCCGAUUCAAUAUUGAUUUGAAUGAAUAAAGAGAAGGAAGGAGAAGAAUGAAAAAAAGAAGAAAAUUAUUUAAUCGUUGUGUGCAAUAAGUUGACUCGA
Messenger RNA from Zerene cesonia (dogface butterfly), 1804 nucleotides. Its product is annotated as venom carboxylesterase-6-like. The coding region runs from base 69 to 1721 and encodes 550 amino acids. The transcript has 11 exons. The record is from RefSeq and is a predicted model, not a curated record. NCBI's taxonomy places the organism in Eukaryota, Metazoa, Arthropoda, Insecta, Lepidoptera, Pieridae.